This is a messenger RNA of Fopius arisanus, 1457 nucleotides long. Its product is annotated as 1-acyl-sn-glycerol-3-phosphate acyltransferase beta. The transcript has 6 exons. Gene Ontology annotation, cellular component: endoplasmic reticulum; membrane. The coding region runs from base 449 to 1324 and encodes 291 amino acids. Gene Ontology annotation, biological process: phosphatidic acid biosynthetic process. NCBI's taxonomy places the organism in Eukaryota, Metazoa, Arthropoda, Insecta, Hymenoptera, Braconidae. Gene Ontology annotation, molecular function: 1-acylglycerol-3-phosphate O-acyltransferase activity. The record is from RefSeq and is a predicted model, not a curated record.
AUGAGUGUGUUUUUGUGUGGGUUAGCUGGUUUAUCGCUAGUAGUGAAUCAUCUGUUCAAAGAGUCGUGUAUAGAGAGCUUUUUGUUGGAGUCGAUAAAGUUGAAUCGGUGUAGUAGUUUGUCCGAACGUUUUUAUGUGGGAAACAAUGUGGUAAUGUGAUAAUUGUGUUAUCAUUUAGUCAUUGAUUACCAGCGUUAAUCAUGAACCAGCCAAACAGUCGCACAUUGUCGUCGCUUUCUUGCUGAAUUCCUCUGGUAUCUUUUCGCCUUCUUAUCCCUCUCUCUUGCGUUAAAGAGUUUAUGUUUUCGGUGUGAUUAUCGAUAAUGAUACAAGCAAUCGAAAUACCAAAUCAAUUCCGAGGAAUACACGUUGCUUUAAACCGUCGCUGAAGAGAUUACGGACGGCAUUCGCAUACGGACACCAGUUGUCGGAUGAACCCACUCGAAAAAUGGACUUCUUGGUUUAUCUUCUGCCCGUUAUUGUUUUUGUUAUUUCGUGUGGCUUUGAGAGUCGCGAUAAAUUGAGGUAUUACGCGAAAUAUGUACUUUAUGCUGUGUGGAGUUCAGUUGUCGCGGUAAUUGUACUACCGUUUAUUCUCGUCGAUUCGCCGGGCCACGUGAAACACGCCAGGCAUGCCUCGAUAUUUCUUCGACUUUAUACAAAAUUAUUGGGCAUCAAAUGGGAACUCCGGGGUGUCGAGGAGAUUGAGAGAGUUCAGGCUUGUGUUGUCGUGGUGAAUCACCAAAGUAUAUUAGAUAUAUUAGGUUUAUUCAAUAUCUGGACAACGCUAGGAAACUUGGCUGCAGUCUCAAAAAAAGCGUUACUCUGGGUCAUUCCAUUUGGUCCAAUCGCAUGGCUAGCUGGUACAGUGUUCAUUGAUCGUAAAAAUGGAAAAGAAUCAAUGAAAACAUUAGUCAAUGUUGCAAAUAAAUCCCAGAGCCAUGCUACGAAGCUGUUAAUUUUUCCUGAAGGCACGAGAAAUAAAGAUAUUUUAUCGAAUGGAAUUCAGCCGUUCAAGAAGGGCGCCUUCAAGAUAGCAAUUGAUAAUCGUUUGCCGAUUCUACCUCUUGUCUUUUCGCCUUAUUAUUUCAUCGAUGAGAAGACGUACUUUUUUGGACACGGAAAAGUGAUAAUCAAGGCCUUAGAACCGAUUUCAACGGAGGAUUUAGUUUCCGAUGACGUGGACCAACUGAUGGCCAAUACACACGCGAUAAUGCAAAAGGAGUUUCAAUCUCUCACGAAGGAAAUCGUCUCGACCCUAGACGACAAUUAUUCGUCUAACGUUCGUUGGCGUCAAGAAAUUUUAAAAAACAAUAAGAGCUGAUGACGUCUUCACAGUGCAAUCCGCCUGCAAUCGUUAUUUUUACCCAAUAAUCUGCCAAUGAUUACUUUUGUAAUGCAUCUUUAAUUGAUUAAGUAAGCUUGGGAAUACAUUUACACUAUUUCUCAUGGUGAUA